AUGAAUAACUUUUCCUCCAACUAUUCUACUCGGUUACGUAGCCGCACUAAACAGCCGGUCUAUACUUCUGAUAAACGAGCGAAAUUUACGCAACGAGAAAGUAAGAAGUGA
Messenger RNA from Angiostrongylus costaricensis, 111 nucleotides. The record is from the annotation of a GenBank genome assembly. Lineage: Eukaryota; Metazoa; Nematoda; Chromadorea; Rhabditida; Metastrongylidae.